Messenger RNA from Hyla sarda, 3865 nucleotides. It is a transcript of the gene SMAP2, whose product is annotated as small ArfGAP2. The record is from RefSeq and is a predicted model, not a curated record. The transcript has 10 exons. NCBI's taxonomy places the organism in Eukaryota, Metazoa, Chordata, Amphibia, Anura, Hylidae. Bases 119 to 1390 code for a protein of 423 amino acids. Gene Ontology annotation, molecular function: GTPase activator activity.
GCAAAGAGUGGGCGCGGCUUAGUGACGUAACACUGUAGAGACCGACCGUAGGAGGCAACCCGGAAACAGGAACUUAGCGCCGCGGCACCGGGAAGCCAUCUUACUGUCUCCCGGGAAGAUGACCGGGAAGUCUGUCCGGGACGUGGAACGGUACCAGGCCGUGCUCUCAGAGCUGCUGCUGCGGGAAGAGAACAAGUUCUGUGCUGACUGCCAAGCUAAAGGACCAAGAUGGGCCUCUUGGAAUAUCGGGGUAUUCAUGUGCAUCCGCUGUGCAGGUGUCCACAGGAAUCUUGGGGUCCACAUCUCACGGGUGAAAUCUGUCAAUCUAGAUCAAUGGACUCAAGAACAGAUACAGUGUAUGGAAGACAUGGGAAAUGGGAAAGCAAAGCGACUGUAUGAAGCGUUCUUGCCAGACAGUUUUAUUCGACCACAGACAGACCAAGCGGUAGAAACAUUUAUCAGAGACAAAUAUGAAAAGAAGAAGUACAUGGAUCGCAGUGUAGACCUCAAUGCAUUUAGAAAAGAGAGAGAAACUAAGUGGAAGAAAUCAGAGUCUGCCCCUGAUAUAAAAGCUGAGCCAGUCAUAUUUGAGAAGGUGAAAUUGUUUAAUAGAAAGGAUGACACUCAACUUGCGAAAAACUCUUCACAAAGAACAGCUGAGCCAGUUGUGGACCUCCUUGGCCUUGAUGCUCCAGUGGCUACUGCUGUUCCCAAUGGAAAGUCUAAUACCAGCUUGGAAAAGGAACUAGACCUUUUUGGCUCUGCUUGCUUGGCCAGUGCCAAGACUAACCAGACUGUCGGCUCCAUGCCAAUAACUGGCUCGGGGUCUGUACCGGAGAAUCUUAAUUUGUUCCCAGAGUCUAGUGGGAAAGCAGAAGAAGGAACAAAGAAGCAACUUUCCAAGGAUUCAAUUCUAUCACUAUAUGGGCCUCAAACUCCUCAGAUUCCAGCUCAAGGAGCUCUUUUCAUGGCACCAGCACAAAUGCCAUACCAAAGUGCUUACACUGGCUUUCCAGCAGUUCCUUCCCCUAGUGGUGUUAUGGGCGGUAUGAUGGCAUCCCCAUUAGGAAUCAUGACUCAACCAGCACAUCCAGGUGUAGUUGCCCCUUUGGCCGUUCCAGCCGGAUAUGUUGGUGGAAUGCAGACAGCAGUCAUGGGUGUACCAAAUGGAAUGAUGGCACAACAUGCAGGCUAUGUAACGGGAAUGGGUGCUGUGGCACAGCCAAUGUAUGGCAUGCAACCAGGACAACAAUUACAGUGGAAUGUCGCUCAGGUGUCCCAACAGAUGGCAGGGAUGACUUUUUUUGGUGUAGGAGGAAUGGCGGGAUAUGGACAGCCUACAGCUAACCAGGGAACUAACCAGACCCUCAGCUCACAGAUGUGGAAAUAACCUCCUUUCCCUUUGAACUCUUGCUCCCCUCACUUCUCCAGCCAAGCUGGUCCUUCUCUGGCGGUAAAUGAGCAUCUUCAUUCCCCAAAGUCUUUCUAAAGUUCACUCCAAUUAUCUUUCUUUCAGUCUUACCCAUACUUUUACAGUGACACACUGGUCCUUUAAAACUACAAUUACCAGUAUAUUUUAAUGUAGAAUGAUAAGAAUUUCUGAGAAUCGUCUACAGACACACUCAUAUGUGAGCUACACACUUCGUAAUGUGAAGAUCCACUGCAAGGAUAUAGUAUAUACAGAUGUCCUAAAAUAAGCCAGUUCACCAGUCAGGCUCCUGUUGUGUGCUGCUACCAGCUGAAUACCAAUGGGCACAUGGCUCAAGAGACCUGUACAAUUCUACACCAGCAAGCCCCUUUCAGGUCUGCAGCUAAUCUGUAUAGCAACUGGAAUAGGAUGGCAUUCAUAUCUAUCUUUUUAUGGAGUAUAGGAAUGCGCUGAUAGAUCUGCUCUCUGUGGAGACCCGGGAAUAUUUGGGAUUUGAGGGGCUUAUUCCUUUCUCCACAUAUAGCUUUGUUAUGUAUUCUAUGAAAGUAGGGAAAAAGUAAAUAUAAAGUUAACCUAGUUAAGAGCUAAUUCUGGAAUUCUAAAAAAAAUAUAUUGUUACCUCUUGGCCACUUUUUGCUUGAAAACUGUAUAUUAUGUAUUUUCAUAUCUGAUUUUUGUUUUCUUUUAAUCUUUUAAAAUAUUUUUACAGUGAAGUUUUAUUUCUCAAGUUAGUUUCUGUUACAGUCUAUAUGCAGUUUGUAAGACCUGCAUCUCAUUCUCCUUAGCAUUUUUGGGGAGAUCUUAAAUGGGUUUGCCCACAAAAAUAACAUCCCCUGUCUGCCUGAUGGGGGGAUGAGUUUUAGGUCUGUCAAGGCCAAAACUCUUGGACCCCCAUCAGUGAUGAAUGAGAAUCCUAUACAUCCUCUGGUUGAAUGAAGUGGUGGUCGGACAUUCACACUGCUCUUCCAUUCAUCUCUAUGGAAUGCACAAAGCUAGUAGAGUGCUGUAUGUGAGGCCCAUAGAGAUGAAUUAAGAGGUAGUGCACAUGUCCAUUGCCCCAUUCAACCAGGGGACCAACAGUGAAGGUCCUAGCAGUCGGACACUCAUCCUGCAGAUAGGGGAGGAGUCUGUUUCAUGGGCAAACCCCUUCAGAACCACACCCACUUUAAAAUGAUUCUAUGGUAACAUAACUUAUACAAGUUUACUCCACCUUUAUAACUACACCCUUUACAUUACGUUCCCUAUAAUGAUUUUAAAUACUGUGCUGCUGAGUGCGACUAAAAUAGUAUGUACAGUCUGGUGACUUAGAACCUUUCUCUGUCAUGUUUGUGUGCAAUGUACAAGAUAUAUUUUAUGGCAGGGAAAGGUUUAGACUGGAGUCUAUUAAUCUUGUAGUAGGAAAUAUUUGGCAUACACCUAACUAGCACUUCUAGACAUUCACAAUGUAUCCAUUAGUGCAUGGGCCAUAUUUUAUUAGAAUAUUGUAAUAUAUUGGGGGGGGGGGGAAUUGUAAUGUAGAUUACAUUAAUAGGUUCUUCUGUGGGUCAUGCAUUAUAGGCAUACUUUUAUUGGUAGUAUGUUUUUUUUGUUUGUAGGAUUUCUUAGUAGUGUUCUAAUGGAAUUUGGUGCUGUUUAUGUCUAUUACUUUGGGAAGCAUUCACUUAAUAGCUAACCAUAUUGUCAGUUAACAUGCAUCAUACUUGCACAUUAGCUGGCAUACAUUUUAUGGAUGUGUUAAUGUCAUCACAUUCAUGAAGAGAAAUAAAGAUCCGCCUUAAGAGUAAAAUAUGUGAUGGAUUGGCCUGUUCGGGAAAAUGUACACCAGUGUGUUACACAAAGCUGGUUCUUAUUUGGUCAAAAGGAUAUUGUACAAAUACAGUAUAUGUAUACAUAGUUCUCUUGUUAAACAUAACCUGUUUGCACUUGUUACUUUUUAGUCAUUUUUUUUUGUGUGUGUGUAUUUAAACCAUUUAUGGCCAUAGGAGUUCUUGCUUAUUUCAGUUUUUAUAUAUUUUUAGAUCUAUUCUAGGAAUGUAAUACACUCAAAUCUUCAGAAAAAAAUGCACUAGGAUGUUUUUAAUUUUCUUCCCUUCUGAUAACCGAAAAGACCUUUCUAAUCUAAAUUAGCAUUUUUUUGCAGCUUUUCUGUAGGUUAUCCACAGAAGUAGAUCAGCCCCACUGCGCAUUUUUAGUGCACAAAGUUUAAAAAGUAGUCAAUGUAUGUAAAGUCUGUAGUCGCACAGGUCAUCAAGUUGCUACAGCAUAAUCUGCAGCAAUAAAGUCUGGUUUACACUAUGGGAUUUCCAGGCGGAAUUCUGUUGUGCAAUUCCGCUUGUAAACUUUGUGCAGCAGAUUCCCAUUGCUGGCAAUGGGAUUCGGCUUCACAGUGCACACUGUGGAGCUUUCGAGGCAGACUUUCCGCCCGGAAAAUCCAUA